AUGGUUCCUCUAGUUUUCCUGAUACCAAAGGAGUCCGGUGAACGUCUGAGUUUAGCGGUGACAGGUUUAUUAGCGGUGUCUGUAUACAUGUCACUCGUAGCAGGAAGUUUGCAAAGCAGUUUAGACCCUAUGCCCCUGAUCAACGUGUGCAUGUUUGUGUGGUUCUUGUCAAAUGCGGCCAUUGUAAUCAUAGUUAUGUUGGAUUCUGCUCUCCGUUUGAAGAAAGAAACAAAGCAUGUUCCGUCUGUCUGUGACCCCAUAGUUACAUUUGCCAAGAGAUUGCGUUGCGAGUCAAAGAAAGUUUCAGAACAGGAUUCAUCAGAAGAGGAUAUUGAGAUGGUCUCGCAUAAUGAUGGAACGCACAACAGAAAUGACCGAGGAAAAUCGAACAUUCAAGAUAGGAAAAUCACCUGGCAAUACGUAAGUCGCGCCCUGGACACAUAUAUGAUCGUGAUUAUCUAUGCAAUAAAGCUCGUAUUCGCCGUAUGCGUGUUCUGUGUUCUGUACUACGGCGACGUUGACAAGUCAAGUCCGCGGGUGCAAGCCGCCCGCCUGGAAAGCAUUAUUUCACAAGCGAUUGUGUGUGAGGACAAUGGACUAUAA
Dreissena polymorpha is the source of this 603-nucleotide messenger RNA. RefSeq names its product neuronal acetylcholine receptor subunit beta-3-like. Gene Ontology annotation, cellular component: membrane. The record is from RefSeq and is a predicted model, not a curated record. NCBI's taxonomy places the organism in Eukaryota, Metazoa, Mollusca, Bivalvia, Myida, Dreissenidae. The transcript has a single exon. Bases 1 to 603 code for a protein of 200 amino acids. Gene Ontology annotation, biological process: monoatomic ion transport.